CAUCACAUCCCUUCCCUUCCCUUCUCACCCCAUCUCUCCCUUCGUACCCCAGCUCCGUCAGCUCAUCUUGCUGGGCUCCUAUCGACGCGGGAGCUUCUGUAUCCCCUCUCCCGCCUCCGUCGACCGACGCCUCCUGCCAACGGGCCGGGAUCAUCGCUGCUCUCUUUGGUACGUCCGUACGUGCCGACUCAAGGUCUGCCCCGCCAAAGAAUCGGAUGCUCCUCGUUCUUCGCCCGCAGCCCCUCCUCGACCUACCUAUGCUACCCUGCCCUGCCAACCCUCGUCCGUUUCAUUCCAUCAUUUCCAGUUCCUACAGCUUGAUGUCACGCUCCCGAGCGCCGGGCGAGUGUCCGUCCAGGUUGUUGCUCAAACCAUCACCUCGGUCGGCAUCGACACCUUCCAGGCUGGAUGUGGCCUCGGUCACGCAUCGCCUUCCCCAUUGUCCCUGGUCUAGCUUCCCUAGUUGGAAUCCUCGUCAACCUCCAUUGGCCUGGCUGGACCAUCGUGUGCGAUGGCUUCUACCCUGCAAGGUUAUUAGAGUCAGUGGAAAUGGCUUUUCAACAAUCUGCCCCCAUCCCGAGACGCCCUCGUUUGCCUUUUGCCUUCCCAUCGACCAUCCCAGACAUGCGUAGACGGCAGCACUGCAUCCCGCGUCCGACGAGCCCGAGUCUCUCAGAUGGAGAAAGCCGGCCUGCCAAGCACCAACCGGUCUCACCCGCUGACCUAUGCCCAGGUUACAGUCGGUGCUUUCAGGCGCUCCAGUGCCCAACAUGCCGUCAGCAUCCCAAAAGGGCUUUCGGAAGGUCCAGACCUUCAAGACGGACUAUGCGCCCUGCACAAUCACCCAGUAUGUCUCGGACCGGAGUGGCAUGCAGGUCGUGGUUGCCGACCGCCAGGGUCCCAAGAUCAAUGGCUACUUCACCCUCGCUACGGAGAUUUUGGACGACUCGGGUGCCCCCCAUACUCUCGAGCAUCUGAUUUUUAUGGGGUCCAAGAGCUACCGCUACAAGGGCCUGCUCGACAAGCUGUCAUCCCGCGCAUACUCCAACACCAACGCCUGGACCGCCACCGACCACACGGCUUACACCCUUGAGUCGGCCGGCUGGGACGGCUUCGCCCAGGUGCUUCCCGUCUACCUGGAGCAUGUUGUCCUGCCCGUCAUUACCGACGAUGCCAUCGCCACCGAGGUAUGGCAUAUCGACGGCGAGGGAAACGAUGCGGGCGUUGUCUACUCGGAGAUGCAGGCCGUCCAGUUCCGCAGCUCCGAGAUCAUGGACCUCAAGGCCCGUAGGUUGAUGUAUCCCGAGAACGUCGGCUUCCGCUACGAAACAGGUGGCAUGACCGAAGCUCUCCGCGUACUAUCCCCAGAGCGCAUUCGCCAGUUCCACCACGACAUGUAUCAGCCGCGGAACCUCUGCCUCGUCAUUGUCGGCGAGACCAACCACGAGAAUCUGCUCCAAAUUUUGAACGAGUUUGAGGAGAGCAUCAAGGACGACAUCCCAUCACUCGAGACCAAAUUCCAACGCCCGUGGAUCGACUCCGCCCAGCCUCCCGCUCUCAAGGAGUCCGUCAUCACGACGGCAGAGUUCCCGGAGGAGGACGAGUCUGUUGGCGAGAUUCUGGUGGGCUUCUUCGGGCCCAAUUGCAUCGACCUCAUCGCAACCUCGGCUCUCAACGUCUUGCUCACGUACCUCUGCGGAUCCUCCGUCUCGGUCCUCGAGAAUGUGCUCGUCGAAAAGGAGGAGCUCGCCAGCUCCAUCAGCCACUGGUGGGAGUCCAGGCCCAACUCUGUCAUUUGGCUGCAACCCACGGGUGUUGCGACAGAGAAACUUGAAUUUGUCGAGAAGCGUCUGUUUCAGGUUUUGAACGACGUUGCUUCGAAUCCUCUCGAUAUGGGUUAUAUGAAAGAGUGCAUCAGGAGAGAAAAGCGUCAGGUCAAGUUCCACGCCGAGACCUCCGAGUCCUUUUACGCUACCAAUAUUAUCACCGACUAUCUCUUUGGCAAACGGGAUGGGUCGACCUUGAGGGACCUCGAGACCCUGAGCGAGUACGACGCCAUGGAGAGAUGGACAGACGAGGAGUGGCGUCAGUUUCUGCGGACCUGGAUGAUAGAUGCUCACCAUAUUUCCAUCCUCGGAAAGCCCUCCCUAGAGCUGGCCGUCAAGAUGAAGGGCGAUGAGGAAGCACGCAUCACGAAGCGCAAAGAGGAGCUCGGCGAAGACGGUUUGCAGAAGCUGGCGAAGCGUCUCGAAGAGGCCAAGAAGAACAACGACGUGCCUGUUCCUGCUGAGGUAAUUGACCAUUGGACAGUCCCUGGAACCGAGUCUAUCCACUUCAUAGAGUCCGACACCGCCCGCUCUGGCCGCGGACGGGCCGUGGGUAUCGGCGAGGGGCAGGCUCAGUCGUUGAUUGACGGUUCUCCCGAGGGCAAGUUGCCUCUUUUCAUCCAGUUUGAGGACGUCCCGACCAACUUCGUACACAUCUCAAUUCACAUCGGCACCGCCGAUGUACCCGUCGAGCUGAAACCUCUGAUGCCUAUUUUCAGCGACAACUUCUUCAACACCCACAUCAUGCGGAACGGCGAACUAGUCAACUUUGAGCAGGUCGUCAUGGAGCUGGAGAGAGACAGCAUUGGCUACGGAAUCGGCUCAGCGCGAUCCCUGGCGGACCCGGAGGGCUUCAUGAUACAGUUCCAGGUCGAGCCCGACAAGUACGCCGCGGCCGUGAACUGGCUCCGCACCAUGAUGUUCGACUCCGUGUUCGACCCCCAAAGGCUCAAGGCCGCUGUGACAAAGGCCCUGGCCGACAUUCCCGAGGGGAAGCGCGACGGACGCGGGAUGGCCAGCGAAGUGGACGCGGCCAUCCACCUUGACAGGUCGACCCUGACCGUGGCUAAGCGUGUGCUGGUCCGCGCCGUCUACCUCAAGCGCCUCAAGAAGCUUCUAAAGAGCGACCCGGACAAGGUCGUUUCAUGGUUCAACACCAUCAGGAAAUCGCUCUUCACGUUCCAGAACAUGCGGUUCCUCGUCACUGCGAACCUCAAAAACCUGGUGGAUCCCAUCACGACGUGGGACAUUCUCAGCCAGUCCCUUACAGCGCAGGAGGACAUGGUGCCCAUCCCAAAGGCUGAAAGCCUUCUCAACGAUGAGGGCCGCAAGCCGGGCUCGGUUGGUGCCGUCAUCAUUCCCAUGACUACUCUCGACAGCUCGUACUCGGUCAGCUCCGCACCUAGCGUCAUGUCGCUGUCUGAUCCGCGCUUCCCCCCGCUCCUGGUGGCAAUUGGGUAUCUUGAAGCGGCCGAAGGCCCGCUGUGGAACGCCGUUCGCGGCGCGGGUUACGCGUACGGGUCAUACUUUGCACGAAACGUCGACUCGGGCAUCCUGUCGUACCGGGUCUUCCGCUCUCCGGACGCAUACAAGGCCAUCAUCGCCUCGCGUGACGCCAUCCUCAAGGUCGCCGACGGCACGGUGGAAAUUGACCGUCACCUGCUGGAGGGCACCAUGAGCCAGAUUGUCGUCCUGUUCGCCGACGAGCAGUCGACGAUGCCGUCUGCUGCGCAGCAGAACUUUGUGAAUGGCGUCGUGCGCGGCCUGUCCAGGGACUGGAACAAGGAGAUCCUCCGGCAGGUCCGUGCCGUGACAGUCGAUGAGAUUAGGAACAUCAUCAAGGAAUUUAUCCUGCCGUGCUUUGAGCCCGGGAAGAGCAAUGUGGUUGUCACAUGCGCCAAGUUGAUGGCAGAGAAUAUGGAGACUGGCUUCAAGGGCAUGGGUUACGAGGUGCGGACGAGGGAGCUGAGUCACUUUCACGAUGACUACGGCCUGGAGGCGGGCGAGGACGAGGAUGAAGAUGAAGAUGACGAGGAUGACGAGGAUGGCUCCGACGACGGGGACGACGGCGAGGAGGACGAUUCGGAGGAGGACUGAGGAGCAGUGGAGUAGACGGAGGAGAGCGACGGGGAGUCACAGGCACGGGAUGAUGUGUCUAGAUGUCGGCCAUGCUGGGUUCGGGAUCGGCAAUAGAAUUUAUCGCUUCAGAAAGGGGGUUCCCGCAAGACCCUGUGUGAGAAGUGACUUGACUGAUUCUGUGCAACGUUUUUUUCUUUCUCAUGACGUCUAUUUUUACAUGGCAUGGGCCGCCGGCUUAUGUCGUGGCAAAUGGCAGCUGCCCGCAUGCUGCUCAGUCUUUUACUA
Molecule: messenger RNA, 4190 nt
Organism: Purpureocillium takamizusanense
Lineage: Eukaryota; Fungi; Ascomycota; Sordariomycetes; Hypocreales; Ophiocordycipitaceae
Exons: 3
Coding region: 726-3923 (1065 amino acids)
Molecular function (GO): metal ion binding
Source: RefSeq, a predicted model, not a curated record